Triticum turgidum subsp. durum (durum wheat) is the source of this 651-nucleotide messenger RNA. Lineage: Eukaryota; Viridiplantae; Streptophyta; Magnoliopsida; Poales; Poaceae. The record is from the annotation of a GenBank genome assembly.
AUGGACAGGACCUGGAUUUGUCACCUCGCUGUCCUUCAGGAGCUCUGCGUCGUCCGUGUUGGCAGGGACUCCGACUUGUCGGUGGCUGGAGGAUCUCCGCCGCAUCGGUGCGGGAGGAUGCCUGGGGCACCGAUGCGGGUGGUGCAGCGCAGUAAUUUUAUAACCAUGCAUGAGCAGCUGGAGCCAAUUGAAAACAACUUAAACCACUACUGGAGCAACAUUCAUUGCCCGCGCACCGACGGGACGAGCACCUGGAAGAGCGAGUGGCGCAGCUACGGCGUCUGCUCGGGCCUCAAGGAGGUGGACUACUUCAGGGCCGCACUCAACCUCCGCAAGAACGCCGACGUCCUCGGCGCUCUCGCCGAGCAGGGCAUCAACCCGGACUACAGGCUGUACAGCACGGAGCACAUCAAGUGGGCGGUGAACCAGAAGCUUGGAGUGAUGCCUGGGGUGCAGUGCAGGGACGGGCCGUUCGGCAAGAAGCAGCUCUACCAGAUCUACCUUUGCGUCGACAAGAACGGGGAGGCCUUCAUCGACUGUCCCAAGCUGCCCAAACUGCAGUGCCCUGAGGAGGUCCUCUUCCACCCCUUCCACACGUGGAUGCUCAACGCCACAUCGCCUGCCAAGAUCAUGUUGCCCACCAAGGCCUGA